CCUCUCACCGUCCCAAAGUUUGCAAACCACUGGCCUAUGCAAAGGUGGCUAGAUAGAUACAUGUAGUAAUAGUGGACGGUUGGUCUGGGUAGUGUGAGUCUGACUAGAAUCUUAUCAUUUUUUUUCCAUUGGGCGGCAGUACGUCUAUCUUUAAACUUGAGAACUGCAUUGCCUACCGGUCCACAUAGUGACUGCGGUCUAGCGAGGGCGGGGGAAUGAAUCUGAUGUCUGGAAAUGCACCACUAAGUGCAAAUUAACUGCAAGGCAAAUACUAUUCAGACCUGUAUUUCUAGUUUCAUAUUUGGACUGUAUGCGCAUCUGUUUUCUCCAUCCACGGAAUUUUUCCCCCGGUGCGUGUGUUGGUGCACGAGGACUCUGCGCGGGCUCUUGGACUUGGAGGACGGAUCCAUCAAGCUCGGAUUGUGAGUGUUCGCAUAGCGGUACGCUGAAGGAAAACCUCAUCGGAUGUGGUAUUACAGAAUACUUGUGAAAUAUAGCCAACAUUAUAGAUAGCUCUCUGCCGCGCUGCAGUCUGUGAGGACCGCACGAGUUUUUUGGGUGGAGAAAUUGUGUGUUUCGCAGCGGAGAGGUUUGGGGGACUAUUUAUAACCAAGGAUCGGCAGUCUGGAAUGUUUGAUUUUCUCGUUCAUUAAAUGUCAACCCUUUUCUCCUAUUAUAGUAGAUUUUCCCACCGCCGCCGGUCUCAAUAUUAUUUUCAAGUGACCAUCUGCACCUUUUUUAUUCGGCACUGAAAAAAUCAGAUGAUAUGCAUAUGUUCUCUGGAUUAGACCUUCCCGUGGACAACUUGGCUUUUGCGUGAAUGGGAUAUCUGUGUAUUAGGCAUAUUGUUCAACGACCUUUGUAUAAGGAGACGAGGCGUGUUAUUAGCAUUAGCCUACACCGGCAUUGUGAUGGUGAGCUUUUAUGAUCUGAACUGACAGCGGAAUAGGAUCAUUUUGGAAACUGCUUGUGGGACACUUGGCCAGGUGAAAAAUGAAAGCUCCCAUCACACUCCAGAUUCUUCUCUAUGCUGCUGUGGUCCGAGGUUUCAAAACAGUGUCCAAGAGAGGCUCAGUGGACGACUGCACGGAUUGGUCAGUGGACUACUUGAAAUACAAAGUGCUUUUGGGGGAACCGGUGCGGAUUAAAUGUGCUUUAUUCUAUGGAUACAUCAGAGCGAACUACACCCACUCCCAGAGUGUGGGACUAAGCCUUAUGUGGUAUAAAAGUACAGGACACGGAGACUUUGAGGAGCCUAUCUCUUUCGACGGCAUCAGAAUGAACAAGGAGGAGGACGCUAUCUGGUUUAGACCCACCGAGCUCCAAGACGUUGGACACUAUUCCUGUGUAUUGAGGAAUUCCACAUAUUGUAUGAAAGUGUCCAUGUCACUGACAGUGGCGGAGAACGACACAGACCUCUGCUACAACUCCAAAAUGAGGUACUUCGAGAAGGCAGAGUUAAGCAAAAGUAAAGAUAUCACCUGUCCGGACAUUGAGGAUUAUGUACAGCCGGGGAAGGAGCCAGAGAUAGUAUGGUACAAGGAAUGCAAGCCAAAGCAGUGGAGACAAAGCAUUGUAAGGAGAAGAGAUACUCUCUCUAUCCGGGAGGUGCGUGAAGAUGACAUUGGAAAUUACACGUGUGAAUUACAGUUUGGCAGCUUCGUGGUGAGAAGAACUACAGAACUAUCUGUUACAGCCCCUCUGACAGACAAGCCUCCAAAGAUCCUGUUCCCUUCAGAAAGCAAACUCAGCAUCCUGGAGCUGCAGACAGGAAAUCAAGUCAACCUGACGUGCCGAGCGUUCUUCGGCUUCGCCGGGGAGGUCAGUCCGCUCAUCUACUGGAUGAAGGGAGAGAAGUUCAUCGAAGACCUGGAUGUGGAGAGGUUCAGAGAGAGUGACAUCAAGCUUAUCCGGGAGCACCUGGGAGAGCAGGAGGUGUCUAUCACCCUGACCAUUGACUCGGUGGAAGAGGCUGAUCUGGGGAACUACUCCUGCUUCGUGGAGAAUGGCAACGGCAGAAGGCAGGCCAACAUCCAGCUCACAAAGAGAGCAGAGCUUAUGUACACAGUGGAGCUGGCGGGAGGCUUGGGGGCCAUCUUGUUGUUGUUGAUCUGCCUCGUGACCCUCUACAAGUGCUACAAGAUGGAGCUCAUGCUCUUCUACAGGAACCAUUUUGGCAGCGAGGACAUCGAUGGAGGUGAGAUACUCUCAACUCACACUAGGACCAAACAACACCCAUUAUAAACCCUGAAUGAAGUCUACAGUGCACUCUUAGAAAAAAGGGUUCUUAAAGGGUUCUUCAGCUGUCCCCAUAGGAAAACCCUUUUUGGUUCCAUGUAGAACCCUUUUUGAUUCCAGGUAGAACCCUUUUAGGAUCUAUGUAGCACCUUUUUUUCUAAGAGCGUAGGUCUAGAUGACAAACAACUUGUUUCGAUGUCACCAAAAGGGACUAGGGUAAUACUCAGGACAUUUAGACCUUCUAUCUGUCUUGCUUCAUGUGGCUUCACAUAAUAUUUUGUUCUGGACAUUGCUCGAAAGAGGAUUUCAUUUCAUUAUAAAAGUAGGAAAAUGUGUUUUUCUACAAAUCCUAUCUUGAGAUAGAAAUAAGAACUUAAGGGUUCUAAAUUGAACCGCAAUAAAUUCUAAUUGUGUGGCUGAAUAGUGAAUGAGUUAAGGAGGAGUAUUCAUCCAUCUGGUCUGCCGGUUUCAUUUGAUUUCCCUUAAUGAGUCUUUCAAGUGGAGGGCUAGGGCUACAAUGAAUUCAGUGAACAAGAUUACUUUUGGGGUGUCUGAAGGACGCUGUGUGGAGACUGGAGAGUGUCAUUAAUGAUACUGUUGGGGUGUCUGAAGGACGCUGUGUAGAGACUGGAGAGUGACAUUAAUGAUACUGUUGGUGUGUCUGAAGGAGAGUGACAUUAAUGAUACUGUUGGGGUGUCUGAAGGAGAGUGACAUUAAUGAUACUGUUGGGGUGUCUGAAGGAGAGUGACAUUAAUGAUACUGUU
Molecule: messenger RNA, 3003 nt
Organism: Salvelinus fontinalis (brook trout)
Lineage: Eukaryota; Metazoa; Chordata; Actinopteri; Salmoniformes; Salmonidae
Product: interleukin-1 receptor accessory protein-like 1-B
Exons: 9
Coding region: 994-2244 (416 amino acids)
Biological process (GO): negative regulation of exocytosis
Source: RefSeq, a predicted model, not a curated record